AGCUGUUUUGACAAAAACGAAACUGUCCCAACUUUUGACAGGAAGACUUCUCGUGCCUCGUCUUUGAAACCAUCUGCGAGGCAGCGCGCGUGUGUGUGUGUGUGUGCGUGCGCGUCCGUCUAACCAACAUGCAGAGCGGCGCGUACGGGGCCUCGCUGGCCGGCGGCGCGUUUGAUUUACACGGUUUCGUAAAACAGCCUCAAACCAUUUUGCGCUGCCUGAGCUGGGUAUUCUCCAUUGUGGUCUUUGCAACCAUCACAGCAGAAGGCUACACCAACCCAACAACCACUCAAGAAAUCAACUGCAUGUUCAACAACAACAGCAGCGCCUGCAGCUACGGGGUCGGAAUUGGAGUCCUGGCCUUCUUGGCUUGCGUUGUCUUCCUCAUACUGGAUGGCUACUUCCCGCAGAUCAGCAAUGCCAAAGAGAGAAAAUGUAUCGUCAUAGGAGAUUUGAUCUUCUCAGGAGCUUGGACGUUCCUGUGGUUCGUCUGCUUCUGCCUCCUGGCCAGCCAGUGGUCCAAAACCCCGGACGCGGCUGCUGUCCCUGGUGACGCUGCCCGAGCCGUUGUGUCCUUCUCCUUCUUCUCGGUCAUAACUUGGGGUCUGUUAUUCUACUUUGCGUUUGGAAGGUAUCGCAAAGGCGUCGGUGACUUGGACCAAGAGUACAGAGACCCAGCCAACGACCACAGCACUCCGUACCCGGCCGCGCCGUACGCCAGCGGCCCCGCAGGCUACCAGCAGUCGCCUUUCCCUCAAAACCAGGAGCAGCCAGGAGAGUACCAGCCUCCGCCAGCUUAUUGAAGUCCAACGGGGGAGUUUGCUUUUUAAAUAAACGUGUGCUAACGAUUUAAUUUACAACUCUGUUCUCUGCACUCCGAUUUACUUCCUGCUGAACGUGUUUGCAUACGUGUGUGACGGCUGUUUGCUGAGUUGUUGCCACACAGAUCGGAUGAACUGUUGUCUUUGUACCAAACCAACUAAAGUUAUUUUUAUGCCCCUUUUUUGUUUAGCUUAUGAGUGCAAGCUGUUAAUAUCAAAGCACCAAUCGACAACAUAUUCACUGAGUUGACAAGUAAUAUGCUUUGUAUUUUGGAACAUGUUACUGUUAAGUACAUGCAAGUACUUUUGACUGUCAGAUUCAUACACGGCAGUUCAACCACAAUCAUUUUGUGAUGCAGUUCAGUAAAUAACUUAAUUUUGACAAAUCUAUGUUAUUUAAUCAAUGGGUGCGUUGAAAAAAGAGCCCUCUAUAACUACUGUAAUGCCAUGUUUCUGUUCCUUUUCCUAAUAAUCAACCACUGAAAAGCCCAGUUAAUUUAUUUAGGGCAGUUAACUGAUUUAUUUUUAUUUUUUUUAAUCGAUUCUGCCACAGUUAUUAUUAGUAUUGGUAUUUAAGUGUGUUUUUUUUGUUUUUAUUUUAAGGUAGCCAAACCAUUAAUUUAUAUCCGCUACCUCCUAGGAGUUAAAAUGUGCCUUCCUUGAGUUCACUUGCAGUUCUUUUUAAAUAUCUAAUUCAGCAAAUGUUUCAGCCACAAUUUGGUUUUCAGGAAUUCAGAGACGCUGUGGUAAAUUUAUAUAUUUAUUUUUCUUUCUUAAUCCUUUAGUCCAGGUACAUGACAAUCAAACCAAUUUCUUUUUUUCUACAUGACUUCACGCUUUUGCUUUGUAGUUGUACCUUUUGUACCUGUUGCCGUUUCACUGCUCGGUGGCUUUGCAUACAGUAUUCUGUAUCACACAGGGGGGGGGUUUGCCAAAUAAAAACUGUUCUUGGUUUGGAA
Molecule: messenger RNA, 1780 nt
Organism: Cyclopterus lumpus (lumpfish)
Lineage: Eukaryota; Metazoa; Chordata; Actinopteri; Perciformes; Cyclopteridae
Gene: syngr2a
Product: synaptogyrin 2a
Exons: 4
Coding region: 129-803 (224 amino acids)
Cellular component (GO): neuromuscular junction; synaptic vesicle membrane
Source: RefSeq, a predicted model, not a curated record